Molecule: messenger RNA, 5685 nt
Organism: Cyprinus carpio (common carp)
Lineage: Eukaryota; Metazoa; Chordata; Actinopteri; Cypriniformes; Cyprinidae
Gene: ercc6l2
Product: ERCC excision repair 6 like 2
Molecular function (GO): ATP binding; ATP-dependent chromatin remodeler activity
Source: RefSeq, a predicted model, not a curated record
AACACACAGAUAGGUAAAUAAACGCAACCUCUCUGUUGCUACGCUGUAUGCAGCACGAUGCUAAGUAGAUGAGAAUUAAAUCAAAUACACUGUACACCCGGAGGGAAAACUACCUGUUUAUCUCACAGUCACUCAGAUAUCUUCAUAGUUCGCACUACGAGAAAUACAUGAUCAUCCCAAAGACUACAGCGAGACUGAAUGAAUGAAUUCAUGAUGGUAAGACCAGACUGACUUCCUCGGUGUAACAAAUGAACUUAGAACAGCGAUUUAAAGCGAUAGAAACGCGUACAGGAUAACGUUACUUAAAUCAAAACAAAUUAACAUGUAAUCAAAGUAAUCAUCACAGUCACGUAUUACCUGUCCGUUUACAAAUAUAAUCUAACGUUAGUCUCUUGUGAAUUGAUUCGUGUCAGACGAAGCGGCGUCAUGUAAGUUAGUGAGUAUGGAGAAAUAAACAAACAUGCUGAUGGUUAAAUGUACUCUGCUCACCAAAAUGACUUUUGUGCUGCUCCGAUGGAGAAGCCUGUCACAGCUAAACAAGACUUUAUCUAGUUAGCACCUUUACUGAUGUGGACGCUUUCUCUGUGGAGAUGGAGGAGGGAGACUCAAAAUUUACAAAGCGCCAGGAUGCCAGAACCUCUCUUCCUCAGUUUGAGGAUGAAAGGCCUCUCUUUCACAGUAAUCAGACGCCACCAGGUCCUUCGGAGCCAUUUCUGCUGUCAGGAAAUGAUGUAAAAGUUCCGUACACCAUCAAUCGUUAUUUACGUGACUACCAGCGAGAAGGCAUACAAUUCAUCUAUCAUAACUAUGCCAAAUCUAGAGGAUGCAUUUUAGGUGAUGACAUGGGUCUUGGAAAGACUGUUCAGGUCAUCGGCUUCCUGGCUGCAGUUCUGCGGAAAACGGGUACAUGGAAAGACGUUGAAAACAAUAAGCCACAGUUUUUGCUGUCACAGAAGCCAUCAGAACAAGUUCAGAAGGUUUUCCUCAUUGUGGCUCCGCUCUCUGUUCUCUAUAACUGGAAAGAUGAGUUAGACACGUGGGGUCAUUUCAGGGUCGUGGUCGUGCAUGGUGUGAGGAAGGAUGAAGAAUUGGCGCGAGUGCAGAGAGGAAGAUGUGAGAUUGCUCUGACAACUUAUGAGACCCUUAGACUCUGUUUGGACCAGUUUAACAGUAUUGAUUGGGAUGCUGUUAUCGUUGAUGAAGCUCACAAAAUAAAGAACCCAAAGUCCCAGAUCACUCAGGCCAUGAAGGACAUGAGAUGUGAAGUGAGGGUUGGACUGACCGGAACAAUCCUUCAGAACAACCUGGAGGAAUUGUGGUGUGUUAUGGACUGGGCCAUUCCUGGAUGCCUGGGUUCUCCGGUUGGUUUUAAAAACAGGUUUUCGGACCCCAUUGAGCUUGGACAAAAGCACACCGUGACAAAAAGAGCUCUAGCAGAAGGCCGUAAAGCAGUUCAGGAGCUUGCCAAAAGCCUCUCGCACUGGUUCCUCAGGAGAACAAAGGCCCUCAUCAGUGACCAGCUACCUAAGAAAGAUGAUCGAGUGGUCUAUUGCUCUCUCACAGACUUCCAGCGGAAGGUGUAUCGUGCCGUGCUGGACACAGAAGAUGUGACCCUGUUGUUGCAGAGCUCAGGAAAGUGUCACUGUGGCAGUGGCCGUCCACGGAAGAAGUGCUGCUACAAACUGAACGCAAACGGUGUGCCGGUUAGAUACCUGUACUUCAGUUACCUGGCUAUCCUCAGAAAGGUGGCCAAUCAUGUUGCACUACUGCAGUCCAAAGAAGGAACCAGCAAAAAACAGGAGAAAUAUGUGACAGCCAUUUGUGAACAAGUUUUUAGGAAAUUUCCAGAUUUCACAGGGAGGUGCAAACAAGCAGCCUUUGAAGCAAUGUCUGACCCCGUGUACAGUGGAAAAAUGAAGGUUCUGCAAAAGCUACUCAACCACUUUAUCGCAAAGAAAGACAAAGUUCUACUCUUCUCUCUCUCCACCAAGCUGUUAGAUAUUCUAGAAAGCUAUUGCAUGGCCGAGGGUCUGGAGUACCACAGACUGGAUGGAAACACCAAGGCUAAAGACCGGGUUAAGAUAGUGAAAGAGUUCAACAGCUCUCGGGAUGUCAACCUGUGUCUGGUGUCUACCUUGGCGGGUGGGCUUGGUCUCAACUUCGUUGGAGCUAAUGUUGUUUUGUUGUUUGAUCCAACAUGGAAUCCUGCCAGUGAUCUUCAGGCUAUUGACAGGGUGUAUCGUAUUGGCCAAUGCAGGGAUGUGACCGUUUUCAGACUUAUCUCUUUAGGAACAGUAGAGGAGAUCAUAUACCUUCGCCAGAUUUAUAAACAGCAACUUCAGUCAUCAGUCAUAGGCCGGGAGAAUGCUAGACGCUACUUUGAGGCUGUUCAGGGAACCGAAGGCCAGGCAGGAGAGCUGUUUGGCAUCCGAAACCUUUUUCGUCUGCAGACUGAUGGCACCUGUCUUACUCACCGCAUCCUGGAGAGGGAGGGCCGAGUGGAGGUGGGGAUCACGACGGCCAGAACUCAAGCUCUGGACGAGAGGUUGCAGGAGCCAGAUCUUCAGUCAGCAGAUGCUGCUACUGAGAGAGCAGGUGUAUCUGCUGGUGCUGGGUUUAAACCCGCUGGAGUGUUGGACUUCAGCAGUGCAAGUGAGGAUGAAGAUCCCUGCUGCUCCAGGCCCAGGCCCUCAGCAGCACACACAGGAGAAGAGGGGGGAGCUGGUACUGCCUGCAUUGGCAAUAUGGGCCUGUAUGGUCUGCUUCAGAGACAUUUGGCUCGGAGAGAACGGCAGGAGACGGACAGUGACGAGGACAACUGUGAAAAACCCACCAUGAUUAAGGGACAAACAUCUAAGACACGGGAUCUGUUCGUUGAAUCCAAGGAAAUGUUGGAGGGAGUCACUGAUAGUAAACAGCAGAAAAAAUCAGCAAAACUUGAGCUCCCUCCAACAAGUUCACUUAAACACAACAAAGACAGCAUGACCGCUUGCAAGAAUCGUUUUCACAAAAGGGUGAAGUUUGCAGAAAAAAGAUCUGAAGAUGAAAGUUUUACCUCAUCAGAAGAUGAAGUUCCCCAGAAAGGCAUGAGAUGUAUGAAGGGCCGAAACUCAGGAUCUGACAAAACCCAAUCCAGAGAUGAAGAAAACACUCAAACACUGGACUCAUUAUUAGGUGGUCUUCAGCACGUGAGCUACACCCACUCUAAUCAGAAGGUAGUGGGCUCCAGCAGAGCAGAAGACCACCUGAGCCGUGCUGCAGUACGAGAUGUGUUUGAACUCAACAAGCACUCGCAGCUUCUUGCAAACCAGCUUCCAGACUCAUCAGAGACCCAGUCAUCUGAUCCCGUACUACACACAGAUCAUGUUGAUGGAGAUCGGACACUGCAGGAAUAUGGCAGACCCUACAAUGAACAUCCGGUCAAACACAACAUCAAAACCUCUUACCGCCUGAACAAUGUCACUGUCAUAGUGGGCGAGACACCCAGUAGCAUGUGCAGACAGCAGUUGGAAGACAUGGCUCAGUUCUUUGGAUUCAACUCUGUGCGGGACUUUGCAGAAGAGAUUCUGAAGAACGAUUCAGAGCAGAGACUUAGCCGAUUAAGGAGCUUCUACAGCCAGAAGAGCCCUGAACUUAAAAACAUCAUCAGAAAGACCUUUCCUAAAGCCAUCGAGCCAGAACCACCACCUCCGUCUACAGCCAGACAAAGACCUACCUCAAAAAGAGCCCACCCAAUCUCCCCUCUUAAAACUCAAGUUGAGGUGCCAACCCCCGAGGUCGAGGAUGGAAGAAAAACAUUAAAGAAAAAGAAAGUGGGUGAAACAGAAACCUCUGAGGUUCACCUUCAUUGCAGUACAGACCUCACACACAAUAAAAUUAAGAUGCCCUCCACAGACAAAUUCUCAUCAUCGACUUCUGGACAUGUUCCUCAAAAGAGCUGUGCACCAGUAGAAGAAAGUAAAACCAAUAUAACUACUUCCUCACAAGCUUUCAAGGACAAGGAAUACGCUUCACGGUCAUCUCGUGUCUCCACAGAUGGUUGUGUUGCAUCAAGCUCCACCCAGACCAACAGCUCCAACCAAAUCACUGACCUUAUAGGUGACACUUCCAUCCUGGAUGACUUGUUCAAGCCAAAGAGGAAAACUGUGGACCAAGCUAGAGAUGUAAAAGCAUCCACGUGCACAGAAAGAGCAAAAAGUAAAGGAAAAGACUUUUGGGACAUUUUGAAUGAAGGAAAUGAGGAGAGCAUUAACAAGCUCACAGAUCUGACAGAGGUGGAGAAGAUCUGUAACAGUGCCAGUGUCUCUGCAAAGUCUAAGAGUAAUCAGAAAACCGAAAGCUCGCAACUUUGGAAAAAAAAUGAGAAAUUUCUCUGGAAACGAUAGAUUUCAAAUUCCUUCAACAUUGUGUUUCUUUUUUAUUUUAUUCAGAUUUUUUUAUUGCAAGUGCAGGCUUUUUAUUUAAGUCCAUUUGUUUUUAUUUUUUAUUGUUUUUAUUUUCUCGGGAUUCAGUAGGUUUCACAGAAUAAUUGACUGUCAUUUAAUGCUUUUAUUCUUGUUUAAUUAAUGAUUUAGAGUUCAUGUUUUGAUCAAGGGACAAGGAUGCAAUUAAAUUUUUUCCCAUAAAAGGAUAAUUUAGAUAUAGAAAAAAAAAAAAUAUUACAAUAAAGUAACAUUAACAGAGAUGGUUCAUUGGUGGUUUCAUUACAUAAUUUGAAAUUUUUUGGAAAAACUAAGAAAGUAAUGUGUAAUUGUAAUAUUAAAUUCAAAUAGAAUUAAUAAAAAAUUAUUUUUAACAAUGUAUAUUUAAAAACUUUCAAUAUAACGAGCUUAAGGGACGUUGAAUGUUACUUAAUUUUUUAUUUUAUUUCAUUAAAUAUUUUAUAGUAUUUAUAUUGUAAUUGGAAAGCGUGCAACAACUUUUUCUUUUUUUCCCCACAACUGCCUCUCGUUUCAGGCAGUUAAAUGGCUUAAAUAGUUGGUGGUCUUAGACCUCAGACCAAAAAGUGGCGUAAAUAGUUUUGAAGAAGUAGUGUAAUUGCUUUGAUGAAGUGGCAUGAAUCUCUCUCACCGCAGUCUCUCUUUCUUGGAAGCUUAAGGCCGCUGCUGCUCGUUUCAUCUCAUCUGCUGUGAGUCGCAGAACUCAGCGCUUGUUGCUAUCCUCAUUACAGCUGCAUUUUAAGUCUUGGAAGUGCAUUAGCGGUGGCACUACGAGAGAAAUGAGACGUGUGACCUGCAGCUGUCUUCUCACAUCACUCAGUUGUUGCACUGAGGUAAACAGAGGGUCUCCGGGGGGGUAUGGGUAGGAUUUUCACUCUUGAUCUCCUCUUAAAUGCUGAAAUUAGAAAGUGUUGAUAGCCAUUAAUUCAAACCAUGACAAGUUGGGGCUACAACAGGACACUUCAGACAGCCUCCAAACUUCUGGGAGGUAGAACAAGGAUGGCAUAUUGUCUUCACGCAACAUUUGCCGCAAGUGUUCGGGUGGUUGGUUUACAAAGAAUGAUAAUACCUUUCUGAGAGCUGUAGAUUCUUAUCUGUACCGUAAAGGCCUUUCAAAAUGCACUAAAGGAGUAGGGUGGAGUUACUUCUAGAACUGGUUUCUAAAUUGCUCUUCAGUUUUUACUGUAUGUUCCUGAUCAUCAGUACUGGAGGAAAUUGGUUUGUCAUUUAUGUGGAUUUAAAAAUA